Molecule: messenger RNA, 1794 nt
Organism: Papilio polytes (common Mormon)
Lineage: Eukaryota; Metazoa; Arthropoda; Insecta; Lepidoptera; Papilionidae
Gene: TfIIFalpha
Product: general transcription factor IIF subunit 1
Exons: 13
Coding region: 235-1773 (512 amino acids)
Biological process (GO): transcription initiation at RNA polymerase II promoter; positive regulation of transcription elongation by RNA polymerase II
Cellular component (GO): nucleus; transcription factor TFIIF complex
Molecular function (GO): TFIIF-class transcription factor complex binding; DNA binding; RNA polymerase II general transcription initiation factor activity
Source: RefSeq, a predicted model, not a curated record
CUAUUAAAAAAUAAAAACUGGCUCCGAGAACUCUGUAACUGUAUUCGUGUAUUUUUCCAUAAAUCUGAAAUCAGAUUAACAAUCUAAUUAAGGGACCCCUAACCAAUAUGUUAAAACUAGAAGAUUGUUCUAUUGUUAUUCAAUGUUAAUUCCUAGUUUAGUAUAAGACUGCAAUUUUUGUUGUAAAAGUUGUGACAUAUAGUUUUAAGUUGUACUUUCUAGUAUAAAAACAUAAUGAAUAACCCUCCAGGAGGAGCAUCGUCUCAAGAUGCGGCAGUACAAGAAUUCACAAUAAGAGUGCCAAAGAAUAUUAAAAAGAAACAUCAUGUGAUGAGAUUCAAUGCCACACUAAAAGUGGACUUUGCAAAAUGGACUCAUGUUAAGAUGGAACGAGAGAAUAAUAUCAAGGAAUUCAAAGGGAUUGAAGAAGAAAUGCCAAAAUAUGGUGCAGGCUCGGAGUACGGGCGAGAUCUGCGGGAAGAGGCUCGCCGCAAGAAGUUUGGCAUCACAUCUAGGAAGUACAAGCCUGAAGAUCAGCCGUGGAUCCUUAAAAUUGGUGGCAAGAAGUUCAAAGGUAUCCGCGAAGGUGGUGUGUCAGAGAAUGCUGCAUAUUACGUGUUCACUCACGGUGUUGGCAACACUAUUGAAGCAUUCCCUUUGCUUGAAUGGUACAACUUCCAACCUAUACAAAGAUAUAAGGCAUUAUCCGCUGAAGAAGCUGAACAAGAAUUUGGAAGACGGAAUAAAGUGAUAAAUUACUUCUCCCUGAUGUUUCGUAAGCGCAUGCGCGGCGAGGACGGCGCAGAUGACGGUGAUGACCCUGAUGAGAAGAAGCCCAAAGGAGCUAAGGCUAAAAAAGAGCUGAAAAUAUCAGAGAUGGAUGAAUGGAUGGCGUCUGAUGAUGACUCCGAUGACGACUCGGAGGAGGGGGACAAGGACAACGACAGCGACUCCGGCGCUAAGAAGAAAAAGGACAAAAAAGCGGCACUAACUAAGAAGAAGAGGAAAGUAGAUGAUGAAGCCUUCGAGGAAAGUGAUGAUGGUGAUGAAGAAGGCAGAGAAAAGGACUACAUAUCUGACUCAUCGGAAAGUGAAUCAGAUCACGAGUCUAAGGCGAAUAAGGAACUGAAAGGUGUCGCUGAGGAGGACGGACUCAGGAAAAUCCUAACAUCGGAGGAGGAGUCGGAGGAGGAGCAGGAGCAGAAGCAGGAGUCGGAGCAGGAGGACGAGCCCACCAAGGAGGGGGAGGAGCGCGCCAGCAAACUCACUAAGAAGGCCAAGAAGAAGGGGGAUGAAGGCAAGAAAGAGUCGAGCAGUGAGUUCAGUUCUGAUUCCGACACCGACCCUGAGACCAGCGGACCUAAGAAGACCAAGAAGACAAAGACCAGCGAAAAGAACGCGCCCGCGGCUAACUCAGCGCCGGGUUCUGCGAGCACGUCUCGCGCGGGCACGCCGCAGCCGGGGGGCGCGGGCGGGGGCGGGGGCGCGGCGGCGGCGGUGGCGGCGGCCAACGCGGCCAGCGCGCACCCCCCCAACAAGCGAGUCAAACUUGAUGCUGCCUACACCGAGUGCGGGGUGACGGAGGAGGCGGUGCGGCGCUACCUGGCGCGCAAGCCGAUGACCACCACGGAGCUGCUCACCAAGUUCAAGUCGAAGCGCACCGGGGUCAGCAGCGACAGACUCGUCGAGACAAUGACGCAGAUACUGAAGCGCAUCAACCCCCUCAAACAGAACAUCAACGGCAAAAUGUACCUCAGCAUCAACCAUACUUGAUGAAUAAACUUGUCAAUUCAU